Molecule: messenger RNA, 5934 nt
Organism: Indicator indicator
Lineage: Eukaryota; Metazoa; Chordata; Aves; Piciformes; Indicatoridae
Gene: PPRC1
Product: PPARG related coactivator 1
Exons: 16
Biological process (GO): positive regulation of transcription by RNA polymerase II
Cellular component (GO): nucleus
Molecular function (GO): transcription factor binding; RNA binding
Source: RefSeq, a predicted model, not a curated record
AUGCCUGGCCCAGCCGGGGGUCGCUGCGCGCUGCCCGGGCCGCGGGUUCUCGCAUGGGCGGCGCGCCGCGGGCUCCGGCGCGGCGGGCAGCGGACAGCCCCGCGCGGCCGCGAGCACAGGCAGGCGGGCGCGCGGCGGACAGGCGGCGGUGGCGCCGCGGAGGCGGGCGGGGCGGGGGCCGCGGCGGCGGAGCGGGAGCGGGGGCGGCUGCGCCGGCGGCGGACGGGCGGGCGCGCCUCUGCGCUUGCGCGGGACGUCCCGUUCCCCCCUCCUCCCCUCCCGCGGGCGCGUGCGUGCUGCGUGCGUGCGUGCGCGCCGCCUGCGCGCCGCCGGCUCCGCCGCGCUCACGCGCGCGUGGCCUCCGUCCCUCCUGCACCGCGUCAGCCGGAGGGCGGCCGUGCAAGCCCAAACAUAGGCUGUUACUCGGCACUCAGUCCUGCCCUGCGGCCGUGCCGGGAGAAUGCAAGGCAGCUCAGGACGCCCAUCCUGCCUUUCACCCCUGAAGGUAUUUUUCGUUCACCCUUUCCUGCCAAAUAUGCGUGUCACUCCAUCGACCGCACACGGAAUUUUGCUCCACGAAGCCCUACGCGCUGCCGCAGAGGCAUCUCCCACCGCAGGGCGGACUCACAGCUGGGGUCAGGGAGCCUCGGCCGGGCGCUGCCUCUGCAGCAGCGCUGUCCCCGCUUCCCGGGUGAUACAGCAGAGGCCCCCAUCAGCCGCCAGAGACCGCCGCGCCCACGUGUGCAACAGAGCCGGCAGCGGGGCGGGUCCGGCUGGCGCCGCGGGAAAAAGCGCGGCCGCCACGCCCCAGUUCGGCGCUUCCCAUGGCUGCCCGCCCGUUUGCGGCUGGACUUCCUCUCAGGUCGGUGUCUGCCGCUUGGCGCGCCGCUGGCGGCGAAGGGGUUCACUCCCGGCAAGCCCUGCGUGGGGUGGGGCGACACGGCAUGGUGGCCGCCGGGAGCUGUAGUGUGAGGUGGGCUGCGGUCACGUGCCGCGCCCGGCAGUGGCUGCGCUGCGAGCGGAGGCACCAAGAUGGCGGCGCUGCGGGGCGGAGCGGUGUCCGCCGCGGUUAAGGCUGGGGUUGGCGGCGCCGCGGCUGGGGCCGCUCCGCGAGGGCUGGUGGGCGGCGGAGCUCCGCGAGAGUCGACCCUCCGCACCGGCAGUCCCCUGCAGUGCUUUUCCCUCAAGGAGGAUGACCUGAACUUAACAUCGCUGGAGGCUGAAGAGAUCCUGGGAACGAUGCAGAACUAUCUGGACUCCUCUGUGAUCUCCAUCAUUGAGGACUUUUCUCUGAGUGAGAGCAAGGCCUGUCUGGAUGCACAGAACGAACUGUCUCUGCUGAAUGCCAUCGCUGAGAUCCUGGACAGCACACACGAUGAGGCUUUGUCUCCCUUUGACACCAUCAUGGAUGCAGAGCUGCUGACUUUGCCUCGGGAGAGGGACAAUCCCUCAUUUGAGACGUUUCUUAGCCUAUCCCAUCCAUCCCUAGAAUGUGAGAGCACUGCCCUGGAGCAGCCCAAGGCUCUCAGGCCUCUCAGCAGCAGCAGCAUCUCUGUGCUUGGGAAGCCCAACACAGACCUGGCUUGGGACCAUGCUGCUCACAGCCUUGAGGACCCAAUGCUGAUGAAGAAGCAAGUCUGCAGCACCCCGAGGGCAGAGAGGAAGGUGGGCUGGCACCGGGCCCGAGAGCAGCCCCUGCCGCAGCGCAGUGAUGGGGAGGAAGAAGAGGAGGAGGCUGCCUUCAGCCGAGAGCUGGGCAGCAGCAUGGAGGCUGGAGAGUUUUGUGUGAGAGAGGCUGGGGCGGCACUGGAGGAGCGUGAAGACCCCUGCAUCAUCAAUACUGGUGAUGUGUCCUUGAGCGAGCUGGUGAAGUCCAUGCACCCAUACUGCCUGCCCACCUUCACUGUGUGCCUGGAUCCUGAUGCUGAGCCUGUGGCCAAAGAGCUCCUGAGUGGCCCUGUCAUGCUCAAAAUCGUGCUCAGUGAAGGGGAGAGCAUGGAGAUCCCCAUGGUCGUGCAGUCCUUGUCUCCCAGCUUCCCCAACCUGGAGUCCCAGCUCCUAGGAGCAGAGAAGAGUACUGGGCAGUCAAUCCCAGAGGACCAAGAAGAGCUGCCAGGAGUUCCAGCCCAGAAAAAUGGAGUGGAGAAGGAGAAACUGCCCGAGAAGGAGCCCUCCUGCACUACACCGGAGAACACGUCCCCACUGGAGACAACAGCACCCAUAGCCUGCAUCCCUGACAGCAGCUCUGGGCACAGCAAGGAGGCCCUGGUGAGCGGUAAACGUGAAGGCUCAGAGAAGGGACGUGGGCGUGAGAGAGCAAGGAAGAGUCGGAAAAAGAAAGUGAAGGAGGACCAAAGCAAGCAGGCCAGGCCAGGCAGGGACUAUGUGGCCCACCAGCUCCGCUCGCCUGGCUCUGGACAGCCCCCAGGCCAACCACCUGCUAGCCGGCGUCGGGCAGCAUGUCCCUCUGUCCAGGUCUCAGACUUCCUGGCACAGCAGCUGGAGCGAGCCCGGAAGGAGGGGCAGAUGGAGCUGCGUGGGGAGCGGCCACCGCGGCCUCGAGGCAGGCCCCGGAGCAUGGCAGAGGCCUCCCCGCGUGAGAAAGUGCAGCAGGAACCGCAGGAGGAACCAACAAGAGAAACGGUGGCUGUGACCGUGGAGAAGGCUGAGGCUGUGGUGCCUCUGGAGAAGACUGUAGCAGCUGUGGUGGAGCUACCAGCAGCUGGGUGUCUGGGCCCUGCAGAUCAGGCUGAGGGCGGGAGAGAUGCACAGCCAGCUGCUGGACAGAGCAGUGGGGUCUCGGAGGCUGCCUCUCUGCUUCCAGAGCGAGGCAUGCGGCUGGAGCCCUCCCAGAGCCUACCAGCAGCAGAGCCAAGCAAGGGCCUGCCCAAGGAAGCCAAGCCCAAGGCCUUGAGCCUGCGGGAAUACCGCAUCCGUAUGCUGCACCGCCAGCCCAGCCCGGGCAGCAGGAAGGACUCUGAGAAGCAAGUGGCCAGCAAGUGGCCCAGCAUCCCUGAGCCUCCAACAGAGCUGGCAGAGAUUCCAUGCCUGGUGUCACCUGUGCAUCCCAUCACUGAGGCAACCAGUGCUCAGAAGAGCCCGGAGAAACCCACCAGCCCUGCUGAUGUCCCUUCUCCUACUGGCAAAGCUCCCACCCCUCUGGCUUCAGCUCCUGCACCUGCCACUGCCUUAGCACCUGCUACAGCUCCACCACCCCCAUCGACGCCAAUGCCUUUUGUUGCACCAAAUGUGCCCCCAGCUGCUGGGGCAGCCCCCACUGGGGUGCCACUUGCCUCUGCCGGUGCUUAUGCCCUUUACCCAGCAGUGCCUUCCUGGCCCUGCUUCAGCCCACAGCCCGUGGACUGCCGUGGUUUGCCCCUGCCACCCAGUGCUGGCUCCUCCAGUGCUUUUCACAUGGUGCCUGGCCUCCCACCUCCAGCCAUGGCCUGGCCCCCACCAGCCAUGCUGCCCCCACCUCCGUUUGGCCCCAGUGGACCCUAUGCCACCGUAGGGUGGGCACCACCAUCCUACUGGCCAGUAAUCCCCAUGCCACCUCCACCUCCUCUGCCAUAUGGAGACCCUGGAGCAGCACUGCAGGGCACUGCUCCCUUCCCAGCUGGUGGCCACCCUGGCAUGGCUCUCCUGCCCUCACAGCCUCCCACAGCCCGUGUGCUCAACUGCCCAGAGCCACUGGCCUUCCCAGCUCAGCCACCCACCACUCUGAGCAGCAAGAUGGGGGCUGCAGGUGGCCCAGCCAGGCCGAUGACCAGCAGGGUGUCAGACCCCAGGAGGCAGGCACGGCUGGCAGGAGAGAGCUUUCUUUCAAAGGGCCUGAAGGUCUCAGCCCCUGCCCAGCUCACAGCAGUCCCAUCAGUUCCUGCUGCCCAGCCCACCACAGUCUCUCCUGCAGUGCCAGCCCAGCCCAUGGCAGCCUCUCAGAUUGCCCUCACCCAGCCUCCAGAGGACUCCCAGGCUGCAACCUCCACCAAACUCCUGAAGGUCCCUUCAGCUGCCAUCCAUUGCCCUGCUGAGGUGUCUCCUGCCACUGGCCUUGUUGAGGAGUCCCUUGACACCUGCCCCAGAAAGGAGGUUGCAGGGCCAGACAAGAAAGCAGUGGAGAAAGCCCUGCAGGAACCCAAGGCAGCUGCUGUGCUGGAGCUCCCCAGCAAAAAAUCCACCACCCAGGCUGUAGCACCACCACCAAAAGGGGGUCGAGAGAGCAGCCUGCCCACCAAGAUGCCUGCUGCACGGUCAUGGAGGCACCAGCCAUUCCUCAGCCCAGCACAGCCCUGCGACAGCAGCAAGGACAUUGUGCAAGCCUUCAUCAGUGAGAUUGGGAUUGAAGCUACGGACCUGUCCAGCCUGCUGGAGCAGUUCGAGAAGUCUGAGGCCAAGAAAGAGGAGACUCCCAUUCAGCCCCCUGAGGACAGGCGGCCAGCAGGGAACUCUGGGCCUGAAACCCAGCAGGACAGGAAGCCCAUGGACAGCCUGCAGGCUGCUGAGCUGGUCAAUGUGGCAGGCCUCACCCCUCCAGCAACGCCCCCCCACCAGCUCUGGAAGCCGUUGCCUGCUGUCUCACUGCUGGCCAAAGCUAAGGUGCCUGGGUCUGCGCUCCAGGAAGGGCCCCAGAAAACGGCCAAGCUGGUGAAAGCCAAGCCGCCACCCCCAGGCAAACUUCAGGGGAAGAGCCUGGUGCCAGCCCCUGCCAGCUCAGCCCCCAGCCACGUCUGCUCGGGAGACCACGACUACUGCCUCCCGGGUACAGCGCAGCCGGAGGGCAGUGGUGCCGCUGGCACGCGGCCCCCUGCUGAGGGUGGCUCCCACUGGAAUGUCAAACACCACAGGGACAUCAUUAUCAAACCCAUCUUCUCCUUACCCAAACGGACGCUGGACGAGCCCAAGCCCACCCUGCCAGCCCCCACCACCACCGUGGGGCCCAGCCAGGAGUCCUUGGGGACAUCUUGUUUAGCUCCCCUGGAUUAUCGGACUAGCAUCCCUAACAAGGCCACCACUGAGUGCAGCAGUCCCCCCACCUCGGUGCUCCUGUCUCCAUCUGCUUCCCCUUGCCGGGACCAGAAGAUGCAGACUCCCAGUGCCCAGCCCUGUCAAGCUGCUGCCAAGAGGUCUCUGCGUUGCUAUCGGAGACCCCAGGACUCGCCCAGCCCCUCUGCUGGCAGCUGGAGGGCUGGCCGGAGCCGUGCCAGCCGCUCUUUCAGCUCCAGUUCGGAUGGAGCUAGCGAGUCCUCAUCUUCAUCCUCGUCCUCCCGAUCUCGGUCACGAUCCUUCUCCCCACCACCCAAGCGGUGGCGAAGGUACCGCUCAAGAUGUUCCCAUAGCAACUCCUCCCGCUCCAGCUGUGGGUCAUGUGGCAGGUCCCGGGACAGGUCCUCAUCCUCAUCAUCAGCAUCCUCCUACUCGUCCAGGUCCACAUCUCGUAGCCAGUCCCACUCUCACUCUCCCUCACCAUGCAGGAGGAGUAACAGGCAGAGAAGAUACAGUUAUGAUGCACGGGACCACUACCAAAGGCAGAGGAUCCUCCAGAAGGAACGUGCAAUAGAAGAGCGGAGAGUGGUGUUUAUUGGCAAGAUCCCAAGCAGGAUGACACGGUCGGAGCUCCGGCACCGCUUCUCUGUGUUUGGAGACAUUGAGGAGUGCACCUUGCAUUUCCGCUCCGAAGGGGACAACUACGGCUUUGUCACCUACCGCUAUGCUGAGGAAGCCUUUGCUGCUAUCGAGAGUGGGCACAAGCUGCGGCGCCCGGACGAGCAGCCUUUCGAUCUGUGCUUCGGCGGGCGCCGGCAGUUCUGCAGAAGAAACUAUGCUGACCUGGACUCAAACCGGGAGGAUUUCGACCCGGCCCCCAUCAAGAGCAAGUUUGACUCCCUGGACUUCGACACACUGCUGCGGCAGGCACAGCGCAGCCUGCGGAGGUAG